Messenger RNA from Anisakis simplex (herring worm), 2199 nucleotides. The record is from the annotation of a GenBank genome assembly. NCBI's taxonomy places the organism in Eukaryota, Metazoa, Nematoda, Chromadorea, Rhabditida, Anisakidae.
AUGGAAAGAAUACGAAAAAGAAUUGAACAUCAUAAAAAAUAUGAGAAAGCUCGCAGUGGACACAAAUGGAAAAAAGAUAUCAUCAAUCCUGAUAACUCCAUCAACAACAACGAUAUUAAUAGCUGUGAUGGUGAUACAGAUGUUGAUGAUAGACGAGAAAUCUUGGUUGCGUGGACGAUGAACAAAAUAUUUUUAACGGCGUUUUUGUUUCGUGUACUACUAAUCUGCUAUGGACCAAUUCAUGAUUACCUUUUUGACGUAAGCUUCACAGAUGUUGAUUACAAAGUAUUUUCGGAUGCGGCAAUGUAUGUUCGUCAAGGUGCUUCUCCUUAUCGAAGAGCCACCUAUCGUUAUACGCCACUCUUGGCAUGGAUACUCUUGCCGAACACUGUUUGGCCAGAAUUUGGUAAGCUAUUGUUUUGUCUGUUCGACAUUGUUGUUGCUUAUCUCUGCUAUCAAAUGAUAACGUCGAGUUUAUUUUCGUUAGAACACUCGUCGAACGUUAUUCGUUCGGAAACAUUAAACCGUGCUAAGCAGUGUAUCAUAGUCUUCUGGCUAGCCAAUCCACUGACUGCAAUCAUAUCAACUCGUGGAAAUGCAGAUGUUUUGGUAUGUGCUGCGGUCAUUUAUACAUUGAAAUUGAUUAACGAUAAACAGUGGUUAUUAGCAGCAGUUUCACACGGCUUGUUGGCUGUUCAACUAAAAAUAUAUCCUGUGAUUUAUAUGCCUUCAAUAUUUUUGUGUAUUUCGAAUGUGCGAUUGGCCAGUGGGUAUUGGGAUUAUUGUAGAAGAUUCCUAUUGAAUUGGAAAGGAUUCGUUUUCGUUUUGAUAAGCACUUCAAGUUUUACUGCAAGCGUUAUCGUUUAUUAUUAUUUCUAUGGUGCACCAUAUUUGAAUGAAUCACUUCUGUAUCACUUAAAGCGCAUUGAUACACGUCAUAAUUUUUCACCGUAUUUCUAUCCACUAUAUCUAUCGCAAUAUGACAACAUGGUUUCCCAAUUAAUUGGCAGAUUUGCCUUUUUUCCGCAAGCAUUCUUACUCGUCAUCUUAUCAUUCAGGUUCUAUAAGGACUUAGCAUUUUGCUGGAUGAUAUUAACGAUGGUAUUCGUUACAUUCAAUAAGGUUUGCACAAGUCAGUAUUUCAUAUGGUUCGUCUGUUUGAUACCGAUCGCACAACGAACCGUCGAGCAACGAAUCAAUACCGAGUUUGAUAUGGUAUUCUAUUUGAUCGGACUUGGACUUGGUGAUGUGGAGGAUAUAACUGUAAAGGGUUUAAAAGCCGUUCGUCAGUCGAGUCGUAUUUACUUAGAAGCUUAUACGAGUAUCUUGUCCUAUGCGCUUGACAAAAGUAAACUUGAAAAUUUUUACGGGAAGGAAUUGAUCAUUGCGGAUCGUGAAUUUGUUGAACAACGAUCAGAUGAGCUAUUACUGGAUGCUGAUAAGAGUGAUGUUUGCUUAUUGGUAGUUGGCGAUCCAUUCGGUGCCACGACACACUCAGAUCUUGUGAUACGCGCACGUAACUUAAAUAUUCCGGUUAAAGUUAUUCAUAAUGCAUCUAUCAUGAAUGCCGUUGCUUGUUGUGGACUCCAACUUUAUAAUUUCGGAGAAACUGUCUCGAUAGUGAUGUGGACAGAUAGUUGGCAGCCUGAUUCGUAUUAUGAUAAAAUAACAGCAAAUCGGGCACGUGGAUUGCACACUUUGUGCCUUUUGGAUAUCAAGGUGAAGGAACAAUCAGUCGAAAAUCUUAUCAAGGGUCGUAAAAUAUAUGAACCACCUCGUUAUAUGAGUUGUUCAGAAGCAGCGAAACAAUUGUUAACGAUUGCCGAACGCAAGAAGAAGCUUGGCAUACAGACGGGUUCGAAGUUUUAUAAUCGAUUUCAAAUAUUCAUUUUUCCUUCAUUACUGUUAUUUUUUCCUCCUGUCAACAUUGAUGACUGUCCAUGCAUUCAUAUUCUCCCGAAACUUGUUGCGUUGGAUUGGCGAGAAUUGGUUGGGAUGAUCAAAAGGCUUAUUACGUAUACGGUUGCUUCAUAUUUUCAGAUAUUGUUCUGCUCACUAAGCGAAAUGUCAAAAACAGAUAUGGGUGAUCCGUUGCAUUCAUUGGUAAUACCUGCCGAAAGGCUGCAUCCAAUGGAAUUAGAAAUGCUAAAAUGUUUUUCGUUAGCAAAUCAUUCUAUAGCUUGUAGUUCUGAUACGUAA